AUGAAGGCCCUUUCACCAAUACACAGUUUACAUCACGUCCUGACCGUUGCUUCUGAUGUCAGGUUUAUUGAUCCUCAACAUAAUGCUGGUGACGUGGAUCUUUUACAUCAAAUCGGUUACAAGCAAGAAUUGAGACGUCACUAUACCACGUUGCAAGUCUUCGGUAUACCAUUUUCGAUUAUGGGGCUGAUUGUUCCAAGUGUGGCAUCAGUAAUUAGUAUGGGAUUAGCCUGUGGCCCAGCCGGACUCGUUUGGGGUUGGUUUAUUGCGGGUUGCCUAGUCUUUUGUGUCGGUGUUUCCAUGAGUUUUUUGGGAAGUGCCAUCCCAACCAGCGGUGGGCUUUACUAUUAUACAAAUUACUAUUGUCCUGACAGAUAUCGUGUACCCUUGAGUUAUUUGAUUGGGUGCUCAAACUCACUUGGGUUGAUGGGUGCUAUUUGUAGUGUCACCUAUGGUUUCGCUACUGAAGUGAUGUCAGCUGUUUCAAUAUCAACUGAUAAUAAUUUCGAAAUCACAAAUGCAAAAACUUAUGGUGUGUUUGCUGCAUGCAUCGUGACGGUCACAGUCAUAUCGAUCUUGACAUCUAGGAAAGCAGAAAAGUUACAAUUCAUGUCGAUAGGUGUUAAUGUGUUUUUGAUGUUGUUGUUUUUCAUUGCCGUACCAAUUGGAUAUUCAAGACACAAUACCUUUAACUCAAGAGGGUACAUAUUUGGAAGGUACGAGAAUUCAAGAGAAUGGCCGAUUGGUUGGAGUGCUAUCAUGUCUUUUAAUACCGCUAUUUGGGCUAUUGGAUCCUUUGAUUCAGUGAUUUAUUGUUCAGAGGAAGCUAUUAAUGCUCAAAGAUCUAUUCCUGUUGGAAUAUUGGGAUCCAUUACUGCAGUCUGGGUUUUAGGAUGGACAGUUAACAUCGUUUGCGCAGCUUGUAUUAAGGAUGGCGAUACUGCUCGCGUUCUUACUUCGGAAACGGGUUCACCAAUAGCUCAGAUAAUUUACGAUGCAUUGGGGAAGAAAUGGGCAGUGGCAUUUAUGUCAUUGAUUUCCGUGGGGCAAUAUCUCAUGGCAGUCUCAUUCAUAACUGCUUUGUCAAGACAAAUCUGGUCAUUUGCCAGAGAUGACGGCUUACCAAUAGUUUACGAAUUUGUCAAAUACGUCAACCCAAAGUUGAAAGUGCCAGUGAGAGCCACAAUAUUUGCUGGCACUUGUGCGUUGAUAAUGGGGUGUUUAUGUAUCAUUCCUGGAACUGCUGGAUCUGGUGCUUUGUUCUCCCUCGCUAUUGCAUCAACUAAUUUAGCAUGGGGAAUGCCAGUACUUCUUGUCAUUUUGCCCUAUGGUAGGAAAAAGUUUAUUCCAGGACCAUUUUAUUUCGGAGAUACUUUGAGUUAUACCAUCAACUUUAUCACAGUUCUUUAUAUUUUCUUUGCAAUCAUCAUGAAUAUGUUCCCCGACAACAGACAUGUUGAUAAAGACAGUAUGAAUUACACUUGUGCAAUAAAUGGAGGUGUGUGGUUAUUGUCCGUUAUUUACUACUAUGCAUGGGGUUGGAGGAGCUACACUGGUCCUAAGUCUAACCUUGAUGGUUUAGAUUCAGAAGAAGAGGUUAGUGAUAAGAAACUCGACAAAGUAUUGGAGGAGAAGGAAAGUGCUUGA
Molecule: messenger RNA, 1647 nt
Organism: Lodderomyces orthopsilosis Co 90-125
Lineage: Eukaryota; Fungi; Ascomycota; Pichiomycetes; Serinales; Debaryomycetaceae
Exons: 1
Coding region: 1-1647 (548 amino acids)
Biological process (GO): transmembrane transport
Cellular component (GO): membrane
Molecular function (GO): transmembrane transporter activity
Source: RefSeq, a predicted model, not a curated record